AGGGGGUCACAGAUCUGGGGGUCCCUGCCCUGGGGUCCCUGUCCUCGCAGAGGGGUCUCAGAUUUGGGGGUUCCAACUUUGGGGUCCUGGGGGGGUCGCAGAGCUGAGGGGUCGCAGCUUCGGGGGUCCCAACCCUGGGGGGGUCCCAAUUUUGGGGGGUUCCCCCAAUCCGGGAGGGGUCCCAGUGCUGGGAGGGGAUCCAGGUUUUGGGGGGUCCCAGUUUUGGGGGGUCCCAGUUUUGGGGGUCUCAGUCCCAGCAGGGGGGUCCCAACCUUGUCCCCUGAGAGAAGGGGAACCCCAAAAAGAAGCAAACCCCCAGAACAGGGAAGAGAGGAACCCCAAGAGCAGGAAAAACCCCACAAAGGUGGCGAGAAAACCCCCAAAAAGGGGGAGGGGGGUCCCCGAAAUGGGGUGGGGACCCCCCGAGGGGACACUUGUCCCCAGGAGGUGUCCCCAGCUGUCCCUGGUGCCGCCCAGCCCCGCGUGGAGCUGGCCUGGGCCAUGAAGGCGCAUCAGCAUGCCCAGGUCUACUUCAACAAGUGGCGCCCGUUCUGCCUCAGCUUCGAGGGCGUGGUGGAGGAUUUCAACUUCGGCACGCUGCUGCGCCUGGACAGCGGCGGGGAGUACUCGGAGGAAAACACCAUUCUGGCCACCAGGAUCCAGUUUCUGGCCAUCGAGAUCGCCCGGAACAGAGAGGGCUGCAAUGAUGGGGUUCACAGGAGGGGCAGGGAGGGAACGGCGGCGUGAGCUCGGGGUGGGAUCGGGGUGAGAUUGGGGUUGGGAUCGGGGUGGGAUUGGGGUGAGA
Molecule: messenger RNA, 805 nt
Organism: Passer montanus (Eurasian tree sparrow)
Lineage: Eukaryota; Metazoa; Chordata; Aves; Passeriformes; Passeridae
Gene: PBDC1
Product: polysaccharide biosynthesis domain containing 1
Exons: 4
Coding region: 502-747 (81 amino acids)
Cellular component (GO): cytoplasm
Source: RefSeq, a predicted model, not a curated record